Messenger RNA from Phycomyces blakesleeanus NRRL 1555(-), 1857 nucleotides. RefSeq lists its product as hypothetical. The transcript is spliced from 5 exons. Gene Ontology annotation, molecular function: serine-type endopeptidase activity. NCBI's taxonomy places the organism in Eukaryota, Fungi, Mucoromycota, Mucoromycetes, Mucorales, Phycomycetaceae. The annotation marks the transcript as partial. The record is from RefSeq and is a predicted model, not a curated record. Gene Ontology annotation, biological process: protein processing. Gene Ontology annotation, cellular component: Golgi membrane; trans-Golgi network.
AUGCGGAUCCUUGCCUUUGCACUACUGUCCUUGGCAACUGUACUCGCCCAACCUGUCAAGCGGGAUCCUCUUCGUCACUACUACGCCCUUCAUUUCCCUCAGGAGCAUCCCCACACAACAACUCAUGCCCAAUCAAUUGCCAACUCUCUCGGUGUACGGUACGAAGGGCCAGUUGGAGAAUUACAGACAUAUUUCUUGGUCAGUGCACCAAUCACAUCAAAUCUAUCCAAACGAGACACCAAUGACCCUACUGUCGAAGCAUUCUGGGCCCACAAACAAAAGCGGUCCUUGAUGGCUCGUGAUGAGAUUCGUUCAAGUGCAUGGGAUGCAGUUAAAAGUAUCGACAAACAAGUUCUCAAACGACUUCACAAGCGUGGCCCGAUUCCCGGCUGGGACAAGAGAGCUCCCGUAAAACUUAAGGGACCAGAAAUACUUGCAGAUGCCCAAAAGUCAUUGCACAUUACUGAUCCCGGAUUCCCUCAACAAUGGCAUCUGGUCAACCAGCAAUAUCCCGGAAAAGACAUUAAUGUUGUUGAUGUGUGGAAACAGGGAGUUACAGGAAAUGGGUCUACAGUUGUCAUUCUUGAUGAUGGUUUGGACUAUGAGAGUCAGGACCUUGCUGCGAACUUUUUUGCCGAGGGCUCAUAUGAUUUUAACGACCACACACCAUUUCCAAAGCCACGUUUGUGGGACGAUAGCCACGGUACACGUUGUGCAGGACAGAUUGCUGCUGUAAAGAAUGAUGUUUGUGGUAUUGGAAUUGCCUACAAUUCCCGGGUAGCAGGUGUGCGUAUUCUAUCGGGUGAUAUCACAGACGCAGAUGAAGCAGCAGCACUGAACUACAAAUACCAAGACAAUGACAUCUAUUCAUGCUCAUGGGGACCUUCUGACGAUGGUGAGAAAAUGGAAGCUCCUGUGGGUAUGCUGGCCGAUGCAUUUCAGAAUGGAGUCAAGAAUGGAAGAGGUGGAAAGGGAUCUGUGUUUGUGUUUGCAACCGGAAAUGGUGCUGCUUCGGGAGAUAACUGCAACUUUGAUGGAUACACCAACAGUAUUUACACCAUCACAGUUGGUGCAAUUGACCAUACAGACAAUCAUCCACCUUAUUCAGAGAGCUGCUCGGCACAGCUAGUGGUUACUUACUCAAGUGGAGGAGGAGAAUACAUUUAUACAACCAAUGUGGGUACAUCAGUGUGCACCAACAGCCACAGUGGUACCUCUGCAGCAGCACCCAAUGCAGCAGGAAUCUUUGCACUUGUUCUUGGUGUCAGACCUGAUCUUACUUGGCGUGACAUGCAGCAUCUCUGUGUCCAAACAGCCGAGCCAAUUCAACUUGAAGACAAGGAUUGGAAGCGUCUACCCUCAGGACGAAUCUACAACCACAAAUUUGGCUACGGCCGUCUCAAUACCCUUGCUUUAAUCGAAGCCGCCAGAGCUUUCGAAUCAGUGAAUAUCCAGACCCACCUUGAACUUUCUGUUAUACUUAACAAGGCCGCCAUUCCUGAUUCUUCGGGUGCCAAACACCGUGUUGCUCUCAAGAGUGCGAUCACAGUCACAGAGGAAAUGAUCAAGGCAGCUGGACUACUCCGUCUAGAGCACGUAACUGCUACAGUUGAUAUUGAACAUCAGCAGCGAGGAAAUAUUGUCAUUAACCUACAAAGUCCUCACAUGGUUGAAUCUGAACUUGCAACUGAAAGACCUCGCGAUCUCAGUCCAGAUGGCAUUCGUGACUGGAAGUUCAUGUCUGUUAAGCAUUGGGAUGAGAAUCCUGUUGGUGACUGGACACUACUGGUGUAUGAUGUAUCCCAUCCCGAAAUGACUGGAAACCUCUUGAAAUGGACUCUUACUCUCUUUGGUGAG